This is a messenger RNA of Darwinula stevensoni, 1235 nucleotides long. Lineage: Eukaryota; Metazoa; Arthropoda; Ostracoda; Podocopida; Darwinulidae. The record is from the annotation of a GenBank genome assembly.
AUGGACAGGGGGGCGGAGAGGCAAGGGAACAAGCAGCAGAACCCAGCCAAGGGUGGACGGACUCCCAAGGUGGUGGGGAUGUCAUUCCAGGAUCUCAUCCUCUUGGACGAUGGAAAAUGCUUCUACCGCUCUUGGUCUCGCAUCGUGUGCAUGGCCCGUGGCUCUCUCCAUGUGAUCACCACAAAUCCACUUCCCUCUGGUUGCUGGGAAGAACCUCAGCAUCUCGGACUCGUCUCAUCCUGGUCUCUCAUGAAUCCUGGCAAGCCAUCAUCGGAUGUUUCUCGUGAUCAACUCAACGAGCCAUACGUGAAGAUCUCAUGGCCGCCUUCCUUGGAACAAGAAUCUUCCCCAUCAGCAAAUAUCGUCACUGAGGGGGAAAGGUUCCUGCUUCUAUUUGGACAAAAUCAAUCUGGAAAGACUACAUUUCUCAUGAACAGAUUAAAAGGGAAGGCAGAGCAUGUAAAGGAGGAAAUGAGUAAGGACGAAUUAAGAAGCAAGACACGAAUUCUGUUCGUUGACUGUAGCAGAUGGUACAGGUACAGAUGUUCUAAAACCCUCUUCUUAGCGAGCAUGAAAGAGAGAAUGAAGAAGAUAGGACUGGAGAAAGUGGUAGAGGUCUUCGACGUCCAUGACCUCCUACAAGACUAUGGAUUCAAUUUAGAACUGUCUGUUUAUCCGCAAUCUAUGGAAAAGCUUCUGGUAAAAAUGUCUCAAGAGGGGGAAAAGGAAGGACAAACUAUUCACAUUGCCUUGGACAAUGCCCCCGUUCAUGCGAUCGGACGUGGACCUGGAGAUACGGAUGGAUUGAGGAAGGAUUGGGAGUCCAUCCUUGAAAAUCUCUUUUCCUAUACUUCUCUCGCUUCUCUCACCAUCGCCUUCCUACCCUACGUCGGGUAUGCCACCGCCACCUGCGACGUGAAGAAGUUCGUGAAGGAAUUCAAAAAUGACCUUCCAGAAACAAGGGUGAUGACCCUGGGGGGUGGAUAUCGGAAUGUAGGUUUCCCCAGCUUCCUCCGUUAUGUCCUCUCCCACGAAUCCCCCUAUGAGCUGAGGGUGAAGCCUGGGACCUUGAACACAAGGCCUCAGCCUCCUCCCUAGUGCCCGGGGAGAAACCCCUUCUCAUUACUCCUCCUCUGGAGGCACAUAACCAUGGAGGAUUCAUGUGCGUUGGUGGCCGGGGUCGAGGAUGCCUUGCCGUCACAGCUGCGGCUUACCUUCACUCCCAAGAAUAUGUA